Molecule: messenger RNA, 1019 nt
Organism: Rhipicephalus sanguineus (brown dog tick)
Lineage: Eukaryota; Metazoa; Arthropoda; Arachnida; Ixodida; Ixodidae
Product: proline-rich protein HaeIII subfamily 1
Exons: 7
Coding region: 483-980 (165 amino acids)
Molecular function (GO): serine-type endopeptidase inhibitor activity
Source: RefSeq, a predicted model, not a curated record
CAGGAGCAGUACGGCACAUUGUGCCCGUGGAAAUAAACGAUGUAGGCAUAAAAGAUUGCUCUUCUCGUAAAAAUAUUCUGAACAGCAUUGGACAGCGAUGAGGGUCUUCCUACUAACUUUCUUUGCCUACUGCGAUGUGAUCUUCUGGGUACCAGUAGACGGCCAUUGUAAACCUGGCGCGGAGUGAGGAGGGAACUGGGACUUUUCGCCGGCACUCCCCACCAGUCGCUGCAGUGGCACUGCAUGUCUGAUGCGAAACAGCAGCUCACGACGCCUAUACAACGGCGACGGUCGCCUUCGUCAGGUCAUCCAAGCUCAAAAAGGCAAGUCGGUUUGCUACUUGAUGCCUAGCGAAGAAGACGAUAAUUGUGAUACUGACGUCAGCAAGUGGUACUACAAUAGGGAAGAAACAAACUGCGUGAAUUUUAUGUACGGAGAAUGUCCAGCGGGAAACAAUAUAUUCAAAACCUCAGAGGAGUGCAAUGCGGCUUGCCAAGGCGCAGGAAGUGGACCACCGAAAGCCGCAACGUCCAAGUGGGCCAACAAAGCAGCCUCCACGCCAUCCACCUUCCAAGGGUCGUCCACCGUGGAAGAAACCCAAGUAUCCUCCAAAAGGGUCCGAAGAAGAAAAUGAGACGGGAGGCGGGUCGACGAAAGGUCAGGGUGGAGGCGGAUGGAAGCCGCCGAAACGUCCCUCGAAGCGGCCGCCAAGACCCAAAUGGCCACCACAGAGGCCACCGAAAAAAUGGCCAAAGCCACCUUCAAAAGGACCAGGUCGUGGACACUGCGCUGCAAGAAUGAGAAAGAAAAAAGGCUGCGGUGAUUAUGAAGGCAUGUGGUAUAACAAUGGCGAAUUCUAUACUUGCAGUCGGGUGCGAAGAGGGGGCUGCCCAACUCUAGGUUCAUUUUUCGCAACCUGCGAAGAAUGCAUGGAGGCAUGUCACCCGCGCAAAAUCAAGCAGUGCCAGUUCAUGAACUGAAUGUGCGGAGCGAGACAUCUCCAGUCGGAUGCGAUAUGU